UUGGUGCCAGGAAAAUUUCGCGAUAAACAUGGUGGAUCAGGAAACGUGAACCUUCACUUUCAAAAUUUACCAAAGUUUCUCCUUAUUGUCGUGAAGGUGAGGGUGUUGAUAAUGCCUUGCUGGUACUAUGACAAAGCAGAUCUGCUAAAUACACCCUCAUACAGAGAUGGCCUCGACCCUGAUACAGAGGCACGAUAUCGUAGAGAGGGUGCGCGAUUCAUUAUCGACACUGGCACAAAGAUGGGAUUACGCUAUGACACAUGUGCCACAGGGGUUGUGUUCUUUCACAGAUUCUAUAUGUUUCACUCAUUCAAGGAGUUCCAUAGAUAUGUGACUAGUGCUUGCUGUCUGUUCCUGGCAGGGAAGGUUGAAGAAACCCCAAAGAAAUGUAAGGAUAUCAUAAAGACAGCAAGAGGCAUGCUGGAUGAGACACAAUUCAAAGCUUAUGGCGAAAAUCCAAAGGAAGAGGUGAUGACACUUGAGAGAAUUCUGCUACAGACCAUAAAGUUUGAUCUCCAGAUAGAGCACCCUUACAAGUAUCUGCUCAAAUAUGCCAAACAAUUAAAAGGUGACAAGACCAAGUUGCAGAAAAUGGUACAAAUGGGAUGGACGUUUGUCAAUGAUAGUCUAUGUACCACUCUGUGUCUACACUGGGAACCAGAAGUUAUAGCAGUAGGGCUCAUAUAUCUGGCUAGUAGAUUGUCGAAAUGUGACAUUUCUGACUGGCAUGGGAAACAACCAGGCUUCAAGGGCAAGUGGUGGGAGGUAUUCGUGGAGGACGUCACCAUUGAACUCAUUGAAGAGAUUUGCCACUCAGUGUUGGAUCUCUACUCUGGGUCUAAGGCAGGGGGUGAGGGUAGUGCUAGGUAUGGGGGUAAUUCCCCUCCCCCACCCCCACCAGACAAGAGGGACAGGGAAUCCAGAAAACGGAAACAUGAAAGUGCCAGAGAUUCAAAAAGGGACAGAUAUGCAAAUUCUGGUAGACCUCCAAGCCGCCAAGAAAAGGACAGAGAUCGUUCGAGCCAAUCACGUUCUGCAGAACGCAACUCCAAAGCCCCUCAGUCUGCACCCCCAGGUCCCCAGAAUAGCCACCCCCCUGUAGUUGCACAGCAACCCCCUGGUGGUUACAGCUACACAUCUGCAGCUCCUCCAGGAGGCAACACUUACACUUACUCAAACAUGGCUGCCAAUGCGUCAUUCAUGAGUGGAGAAGGUGCUGCCGAUAUACAGAACAUUCUCAGCUCACAGGGAUCUCGUAAGGAAGAAUCGAGCAGUAACCAUGGUAACUAUAAUCAGCCACCUCCUCCGAGUCAGGUGUAUAGCCAGCCUCAAAGUGGGGGUCAGUUUUCCCAGCAACAACAGCCGCAAUAUCAACAGCAACAACAGGCUCCGUUGCCACAACAAAAUCACCAACAGCAGCAACAGUAUCCGCCGCAACAGCAACAAGCUGGUUUUCCGCAGCAACAACAGCCAGGGGGAUUUAACCAACAGGGUGGCUUUAACCAAGCUGGCUCUGGAAACUUUCAACAACAGAAUCAGCCUCCGGUUCAACAGCAGCAAUAUAACCAGCAACAACAACAGUUUCCACAGCAGCAGCAUGGCCAACCACAGCAGCAUGUUGGAUAUCAACAGCAGCAGAAUUUCCAGCAACAGCAGCAGCAAAGAGGAACAGCGCCACAAAAUUUCCAGCAGCAACAAAACUUUCAGCCUCUUGGACAAAAUCAGCAGUUUAGAAAUCAGAAUCCUCCAAAUCAAUUUAGUAAUCAAGGACAGAAUUUUCAACAGCAAAACUUUGGUGGGUUCCCGCCUCGGGGGCCCCAGGGAGGGAAUAUAGGGGGAAGGAGGUGAUCUCUGUCAGUAAGCAGAGCUGAAAUCAAUGUAUGUUUGGUAACUUACAACAUACAAACGUUCCAACAUUAAUAUGGCCUGGGGAUCCUACUUUAAUAGGAGUGGACUAACCAACAUUUUUCAGUGAUUCAUCAUUUCAUUUUCUUGUCUUUGGGAGACUGCGGAUUUCAUAUUAGUUACUUUGAUGUGUCAUAGAGAAAAUUAUGAAAAUGUUGUACAUCUUUACUUUCAUGUGCCAGUUUUACGUUUAUGGUAAAUAAAUAUUUGGUGAUAUAUUCACUUAUGUGUGGUUCAUUUAUAGUAAAU
Owenia fusiformis is the source of this 2154-nucleotide messenger RNA. The record is from the annotation of a GenBank genome assembly. Lineage: Eukaryota; Metazoa; Annelida; Polychaeta; Sabellida; Oweniidae.